GCAAAUUCCGAUUGGCAUUCGGGAAGCUCUAUUAAUCUCAUUUCACAUAGAGAUUAGAAAAAGAUGACCGCGUGUAUGCAAACUAUUCAUAUCGGUAUUCGUUGUAUGGAUCUAAGGUCAAAUACGUGUAUACAGUGAUCCGGAACUGGCGCAUCACCUGUAAUCCGUCCCAUGUGAACUUCACAAACGUGGAAUGUAUGAAAGGCCACACCCAUCAUAAAAUUGAGGGAACAACAACACAACAGAUUGUCAACGAAGUAAAUUGACUGUCAACCAUGUCGCGUUAUGAUGUUGACAAGUUUAAUCCGACCCCUGACCCCGAUCUUGUGUGCUGCAUCUGUACGUGUAUCCUCGACAAGCCCCUGGUGAGUCCAUGUCAGCACGUGUUCUGUAAGGUGUGCAUCCAGACCUGGCUCGACCGCAAGAAGACGUGUCCCACCUGCCGGACCCGCCUCACCAAGGACGAGCUGCGCCCAGUGCUGCCCCUGGUGAGGAACAUGCUCAACAGACUCACCAUGGUGUGCGACUUCAAAGAGAAUGGCUGUGACCAUGUGCUCAACAUGGAGCAGUUUGACGGACACAUCAGGGAGUGCGAGUUCGAGAUGGUCACGUGCCGGUACGACCGCUGUCUGAAGCGACUCCUCAAGCGAGACAUCCGCAGUCACGAGGACGAAGACUGUGACUUCAAGGAGAUCACCUGCUCCUCGUGUCAACUCGACGUCCCCGUCAAGGAGAUGCACGUACAUGACUGUGUUGUGGCACUGAAGACCUGUUUGAAAGGACUCAAGAAGACUAUAGAGGAACUAAACAAAGUUUUAAAAGCCUCCAAGGAAGAGGUCAGCAACUUGACUAAGAAAUUGGAGGAGCAGAGAUGGCAUGCUCUUGAUGAUUCUUGGGACAGCAGCUCGAGCUGGCAGUCGUGGGACUCUCAUACAGACCUCAGUGGGAGUUACACAUACAGCGACGAUGACCGGUCUAUUAAUGCAGAGGACAACAGUCCGUUCCAACAUCUUCAUCUGUUACCAUCCGCAUCCCCAUCCUUUAUGUUCCAUGCUUCAGAUCCUCUCGGUCUCAACUCCAGCUUCACUCCGACCACUCGGAGCAACACCCUGAAUAGAGAUGUGUUUGAUGUAGGGUUACCCAGCAUUUCUGUGUCGACAAGCACCACUGUGUUACCAAGCUUUACCAAUACCAGAGUGAUGACCAGCCAUUCUCAGGAUGAUACGCUUUCUGCCUCGGAGAACAGUGACAACUCGAACAGACACAGGCGGCGACAGAAUCAACGACUCGUCAGUGAAAGACCACACACGGACACCAGUCAAGGCAGAUCAUUUCUUGACGUGUACACCAGUUUUGGGACAGCUGUGGAAGAAGCAUUUCGUAAUAGUGCCCAGAGUGUGCCACAGUCUCGCCAUCCACAGGAAUCUGUGAAUGAAGCAUGGAAUGCACCAUCCGCACCAAGAGGUACGAUUCUAACCUUUGGGUCUUCUGCUGGAGUUGAACACACCAUAUUUAAAAGUAAUCCAUCGUCACCAGUUGAACACUCUGUUUAUAUAUCACCUUUUAGGGUCCAUCACUCAAGAAGUAGAUCCAGGUCAUCAGAAAGAAGUAGGAACUCGUUGAAUCGACAUUAUUUUAGCAGAUCAUCAGACCGUACGUCAAGGAGACGAUCACGGUCAGAUGAACGCUCUGUUAGUAGCAGAUCAGUAUCAUCAGAAUCUGAUGCCAGAAGUCGAGCAGAGUCAGAUAGGUCAAGAUCGUUGGAACAUUCUUUUCACAGUGGUACAAAGUCGUCGGAAAAUGGUGACAGAAGCAGAUCUAUGUCUUGUAGCACACAGUCAUCAGAUUAUUUUUCCAGAAGCAAAUCAAGGUCAUAUGAACGUUCCACUAGAAGUAGAUCAGAAUCAUAUGAACAUUCAGCUAGAAGUAGAUCAGAGUCAUCUGAACGUUCAGUUAGAAGCAGAUCAAAGAGGUCUGAACGUUCUACAAGAAGCAGAUCUAAGUCAUCUGAACAUUCAUGGUCAAGAUCCUCUCAACAUUCUGUUAGGAGUUGGUUACAAUCUUUGAAGAAUAGGAGCAGGUCACGGUCAUCUGAAUGUAGUGACAAAAGCUUAUCACGGCAAUCGGACACCAGGAGUGGAUCGAGAUUGUCAGAACAUUCAGGCAGAAACAUGUACAGAUCGUCUCAUCGUAGAAGAAGCAGAUCUAGGUCGGAAGAUUCUGACAGGAGAAGGUCAUGGCUAUCUGAAAACUCAAAUCUAUCAGAUAAUACCAGCAACAGAUCACUAUCAUCGAGACUUUCUCAUAGAAAACUGUACCGGUCACAUUAUUCAAGAAGCAGGUCCAGAUCUCAGUAUUCUGGCAGGACCAAGUCAUUGUCAGAAUAUUCCAGUAGGAGCAGGUCUGAGUGUGACAAUUCCAGCAAAUUUAAGUCCAGAUCCUUCCAUUCUGAACAUUCUGCAAAACGUAGAUCUCGUUCUCCAGAUAAACGUAGAAGGAUUUCAAGGACAGUACUCGAUUCAAGUUCAUCAGAAUCCAGUUCCAAUGGUAGCAGACUGUCAUCAAAAUGCUUUAAAAAAAGGUUUAGGUCAGCACUAAGAAGAGAUAGCAGAAACUGGAAAUCUGCAUCUGAUGUUAAGUCAAAUUCCAGUAACAAUUCCAGGUCCGAGAAAAAACCAUACAGGUCUGAGAAACGUGGUUGUAGUUCUUCCUCCUCUGACAACAGCACAGUGGUAGGAUCAAGUCUGUCACCAAAUGUGGGAUCUGGUGGAGCCAGGCAAAAUUUGGAGACUUUAAAAUCUACAAAACAGCAGUCAGUCCUUCCAUUCUUGAAAACUUCUCUUUCAGAAUUGGCAAACUGCCUGUUGAAAAAUUGUCCCAGUUCACAGAAUUCUAACAAGUCUGCAAGGAAAGUUUUGCCUUCUAAUUCAAAGAAAAAAUCUGCUCGAAACGUCACAAAUGUUAUCACUGACACUAACAACAUUUCUGAUAAUGAUUCUGUGAAUACAAAUAGAAACUUGCCAGGAAUUUCUGCUGUUUUAACUACUGCUGGUCUUAUUGAAAAUAGUCAUCCCGCAACAGUAACUUCAACAACAGAACCGUUACACAGUAAUAUAAAUUGUGGAAAAAAAAAAUUCAUUGUUUGCCAAAAAUUCACUAGUUGUGCCAAAAAAUAUUGAACCAGCCAUUAGUAAUCCAAGAAAACAUAAGAAAGGUAUAGAUCAUGAUUUAACUGAAGCAAAAAAAGCGAAAAGAGUGAAAGGGUUAACUAUACAGAAUGAAUGUAACAUUGGUGAUACUAAAAAAGUGAAUGUUGAAAAAAAUCUUUCAUUGUUAAAUUGUUCUGGAGAAUUGCACGCCAAGUCAUCUGCCUCAAGUCUUGAACAAUCAAGUGUUAGUACUGGAAAAUCACGAUCUAUCACUAAGACAAAUUGUCUGCCUUCAUCAACAAAAUGUUCCAGUGAUGUUAAAGGUAAAAAGUCAAACGAAUGUACCCAGAAAACAAAUGAAAGUAAUAAUGCCUUGGACUCCCCAAGCAAUGAAGACCAGACUACCAUGUUAGGAAAUGUGACAAAGCAGGUUUCUAGCAGUACAAAUAGUCCAUCAAAUCUAUCUCGAUCUUAUUCACUGAGGAGGUUUACAAUAGAGAAGGUGUUAGCUCAGUGUUCAGAUAGACCUCCAGAAACUAGCAGAGAAGGUACAAGGAGAUCGUCCCGACGACAAGCAAAACCAUGUAAUUCACGCUGCAGUCCAGCCCUUCCGUCGUACUUCUUGGACGAAGACAGUGACACCUCGUGGACUCCCGAUGGUCUGAACGAGGAGUCCGAUGUAUCUCUGUCAGAUCACGACUCCAGUGGGUCGGAUUCAAGUUACGAGGUUCAGGUACCAAAACCAUUGAUGCAGAUCAUUGAUGAAAUGGUCGACGAUGGCGAGUCUGACAGAAGCUGGACAGCAGAUUCGUAGUUAACAAAAAAUAAUAAAUAAACAUAUAAAAAUUUAAAAACCAGAUACGAGACAAAUUAAAUACCAUUUUGCUGAACAUUUUAACCUAAGUAUGUUCACCUUUUAAAACAUUACUCGAGUCUGUUUGAUAAACGUAGUCAUGUGGUGUAGUCAUGUCGCCCUGUAUAUCUGUCGCCAAAACCGAUUAUUACUGGAAACUAUGAAGACUUGACAUCCAAGAAAACAUUGUACCAUUAUUAAACUAUGAAGACUUGAAAUCAUAGAAAAUGUUAUACGAUUAUUAAAGGUCUCACUAUCUUCAGAUUUAGAAAUUGUGAACUUUGAAUGUGACAUUUUAAGAAAUUUUAUUUAAUGCUUUAUCGUAAAAUUAAAGAAAGUAUUUCAAUUUAUCUGCAAAUAUAUAUUCAUGCAGGGUGGAAUUGUUGGGAGUUGUGGUCCAUGUAAUUUUGAAAGGUACUAGUAGACCUGUUGCAGAAUUUAUCACAGGUUUUUAAUUGAGGAAUAUUUCACUGUUACAGGUUUUGACUUUAGCCCCAGCAGGGGUAGUGAUUCGCAGAUUUAGUUUAGUUUGUCACAUUGGUGAUGACUUGUCUUUAAACACCAAGGAAGUAUAAUAACCAAAUACUCGACCUCUCACAGAUUUAGUUUAGGCUGUCACAUUGGUGAUGGCUUGUCUUUAAACACCAAGGAAGUAUAAUAACCAAAUACUCGACCUCACUGGUGUUCUUGUUAGUUUUGUUCAAAUCUUUGUCAUCUGUGUUAUUUCAUAAAAAUAAUGACCACA
This is a messenger RNA of Gigantopelta aegis, 4747 nucleotides long. Its product is annotated as serine/arginine repetitive matrix protein 2-like. Bases 276 to 3179 code for a protein of 967 amino acids. Gene Ontology annotation, biological process: tumor necrosis factor-mediated signaling pathway; protein K63-linked ubiquitination; positive regulation of JNK cascade. The record is from RefSeq and is a predicted model, not a curated record. Lineage: Eukaryota; Metazoa; Mollusca; Gastropoda; Neomphalida; Peltospiridae. Gene Ontology annotation, cellular component: plasma membrane signaling receptor complex. The transcript is spliced from 4 exons. Gene Ontology annotation, molecular function: zinc ion binding.